Molecule: messenger RNA, 999 nt
Organism: Raphanus sativus (radish)
Lineage: Eukaryota; Viridiplantae; Streptophyta; Magnoliopsida; Brassicales; Brassicaceae
Product: pollen-specific protein-like At4g18596
Exons: 2
Coding region: 302-817 (171 amino acids)
Source: RefSeq, a predicted model, not a curated record
UGAAUCUACUUAGAAAAAAUAGGUGGUAAUAAGAAAAACUCGGGUUCAAAGAAAAAUCAUCCGUACAAAACUCAAGAACCACAAGUACUUUCCAUAAAUAGAUAUAAGAUGAUAUGUUCUUUUGUUGUUUUGUCUAUUUAUUUUCUAUAAAAGGAUAUGUUUGGUUGGAUCUAUCAUAGUCCUCUCAAUCAUAACUCAUAAUUUUUUUUCCACCCCCAAAAAAUAAAUUUACAAAUAAAGCUCCCAAAAUAAAUCUAAGCGAGGGGGAAGACACAAGAGUUAAAGGAUAACGACAUUAACAAUGGCCAAAUUCUUCAUCCUGUUCCUUGCAUCUGCCAUAUGUUCCACCACCCUCCUUCACUUCGCGGCCGCUGAUGCCGAUGACUUCGACCGCUUCAACAUCACGGGCUCCGUCUAUUGCGACACAUGCCGCGUCCAAUUCGUUACCCGCCUCAGUAAAUUCCUCGAAGGGGCAAAGGUAAAGCUUGAGUGUAAGAGUCGUGUGAACCAGACCGUGACAGUGACCAAGGAAGCUAUGACCGACAAAGACGGAAAGUACCAGAUGGAAGUUAUGGGAGACCACGAAGAGGAAGUGUGUGAGAUCAUCCUCGUCCAAUCACCGGACGCAGAGUGUGGCGAAGUAAACAACGAAGAGUUCCUAAGAAACGCAGCAAGGAUCAGUCUCACGGCUAACGAUGGCAUUGUCUCUAACGAGGUUCGAACCAUUAACCCACUUGGGUUCAUGAGGAAGACUCCUCUCGCUGAUUGUCCUCAAGUUUUCAAGGAGCUUGGAAUCGUCCCUGAUGUCAUCUUCUAAGCUUAAUACCGAUAUACAUCCAUUUUAAUUUUUUUUUGUAACUUUAUAUUUCGUAUAUAAAACAUUUAUAUAUGAUUUUUACAUGUUGUCGGUCUGAGAUACUUAACUAGUGCUGUUUUCUUUUGUUUCAUAUCUUGUGUUUGUGUUCCAACAACCUUUUCAAAAAUGAUUUGAUUAACUUC